AUGAGCUAUUGGAGCGACGAACUUUAUAAUUAUCUUUUGCGCCACGGAUCACUUCCCGUGGAGAAAGUGCAAAAGAUCUUUACGCAGCUUGUUGGUGCUGUAGCAUAUGUACACAACAAGUCUUGCGUCCACCGUGAUUUGAAGUUAGAGAAUAUUUUGCUGGACAAGAAUGAGAAUGUUAAGCUCUGCGACUUUGGCUUUACCCGAGAGUACGAGGGUAAAUUGAGCUAUCUACAGACCUUUUGCGGAACCGUGUGCUACAGCGCACCUGAGAUGCUCAAGGGCGAAAAGUAUGCAGCUGAGAAGGUGGACGUAUGGAGUCUGGGCAUCAUUCUGUACGCCCUAUUGACCGGUGAGCUCCCGUAUGAUGAUGAUGACGAUGCAAAAACAAAAUGGUGUAUUCUCAACAAAGACAUCAAGGUCCCGGAAGCUUUGCCUAUCGAUGCGAAAGAACUUCUCACUCAAAUGCUCUCAAGAAGACCUCUUAUUCGGCCUUCAAUCAACGAAAUUCUUAUGAAUUCCUUCUUGACGGAGCAUGCCCCUCAGCAGCAAGCAAUUUUGAAAUUGACCCAACCUGCACCCUUCACUACCGAUUUGGAAAAGUUGACUCUCGAGCGGAUGCGGAGCGCUGGUGUCAAUAUUGAUAAGGUGAUUGAAAGCGUUCUUGCUCAACGAUGUGACGCUCUUGCUGGUUGGUGGGCCUUGCUCAUAGAGAAAGAACAGAGAAAAGACAGGCGAAGGGAACGUAGACGGAGAGAAAAGGAAGCUGAGGCAAAGAAUCUACGUCGCCUUAGCGCUGCAAGUAGCCGUCUCGAACGCCUGACCCCGACCUUGAAGGAAGUAGACGAGGAUGGUCAAGCCUCGCCAAGCCUGCAUGCGUCAAACAGUAGAGGGAGAAGAGAACGACGAAGCAUUCCGACUCCACAACUCAUACUGCCUGAACUGCCUCAACUACCAGAAGGACUGACUCUCGACUCUCCAGACUCUCCAAAACCGCCGCCCCCUAUCGAAAAAGAUUCGGUUCGUACCCGUUCAAUGAGCUCAACCAGACGAAGGCCACCUCUACCUCCAAAGGAGAGGAGAAGAUCUCGUGGCAGCACGCUUCAACUUGUAUCAACAAAUCCUGAGUUGUUAGCACCCCCAAACGGUAUAAUGAAAAUGAGAAGCACAAGGAAGCAUCAGAAUGUUUUUCUGAGCCAAUUAGCGUCUAUCAAGCACUGGUUCAAGGAAAAUGCGAAGCGGGCCAAAUCUCCAGCGUCUAAGAGUGACGCCUCGGUCUUGAAGACUUCCCCGCCCGGCAAGGGUGUCGCUCUAGAUGUUCAGCGAACUAAGCAAUCAAUUAUACCUGUGCGGCAAAUGGCAGCAACAGGAGGUACGCCUCCUCGCCAAACGUCUGGCGCAAAUUAUAUCCGACCGAAAGUACCGACUCCAAGACAUCGGUUAUCAUUAUCACCAGCGCCGAUCACCCCUCGAUCUUCCUAUAGACUAUCUUCCGGUCCUAGUGGCCUUCGUGGUCGCAAAUCCACGUCCUCGUCCGUCUCAUCGGUACGGAGCAUGCGUCAUCUUCCAAGCCACUCUAAGGCUUCUUCGACUUCCUCCACCACCAACUCCAUACAUUCUUCAUUACCGUUUCACAGAAGCUCGCGUUCUCCUCACACUUCCGUCAAAGUGCUACAAUCCACUCCCACGGUUGGUAAUUUCCCAUCCAAUAUUCGCUUAGUCCGUGCUCCUCCAGAGUAUGAUGAAUCUGCAAAUUGGGGAUCUCCCACGAAUCUAGUCUUUGCGAAGCGCAAACGGACACCCUUCCGAGGACCCCACCUGAGCAUCGGCACCAAUACUGGCACCAGUCCUUCCGGGAGAGCGCGAGAUUCAAGCACGAAUGUCAGUCGCAGCGCCAGUGCUGCUGGUAGGACGAGCGGAGAGAUAAUCGAGGAAGAAGAUGAGGAAGAGAUCGAAGAAGUCGAUGCCUUUAGUCCUGUUGCCCCUGAGGUGGAGGAGACGGUGUGGGAAGCAGGAAAAGAAGGGGAUGGUCCUGAGUCGGAUGGAUGGCCUCGACGCUAA
Molecule: messenger RNA, 2061 nt
Organism: Bacidia gigantensis
Lineage: Eukaryota; Fungi; Ascomycota; Lecanoromycetes; Lecanorales; Ramalinaceae
Exons: 3
Coding region: 1-2061 (686 amino acids)
Biological process (GO): mitotic spindle organization; protein phosphorylation; regulation of cytokinesis
Cellular component (GO): chromosome passenger complex; spindle midzone; spindle pole centrosome
Molecular function (GO): protein kinase activity; ATP binding
Source: RefSeq, a predicted model, not a curated record